AAACCCCUAUCUCCUCCCUCUCUCUCUCUCUCUCUCUCUCUGCCCUUUUAUAUCAGAGCGUCCCUUUUCUCUUCCACUAUUUAUUGCGCUCUCUCUCAAUGAUAUUUGUGGUUUGAAUCGCCCCAUGGCAUGCUUCGACAUGUACUCUUCCUCCUCCUCCACCAACGGCCAAAACUCGGACCACAAAGGCCUCUCAUGCGGAGCACCCAUGAGCCCCAGAAUCUCCUUCUCGAACGACUUCGCCGAGUCCAAUCACUCUCACCAUCAACAAUUUAUUAAGCCCAGAGAAACCCCACCGCCCUCCUCCGACUUCGAAUUCUCUGUCUCCAACCAUUCCAUGAUGAGCGCUGAUGAGUUGUUUUUCAAGGGCAGGUUGUUGCCAUUCAAGGAUAGCUGUUCCAACCAGUUGCAGAAACCCACUACUCUCAGAGAAGAGCUGAUGGUGGACGAUGAAGAAGAUGACCAUGAGUUCUCGCUCAGGCCCCCCAAGGGCUCUACUCGUUGGAAGGGUAUUCUGGGUCUCAAGAAGACCCACAUUGGAUCCACCAAGAAAUCUGCCAAGCCUGAUGGAUCUAUGGAGAAGAGGCCUGGUUUCGUUAGCAAUAGUUCGCAGGAAGUGUUGAAUGAUGGAGGGUCAAGUUGCAGAGAUGUGGAGUUUGGGAUGUGACAAUGAUGGCAUUGUUGUUCAUGAGAUGGAUUUGUAGAGAUUUGGGCCAUUUUUUGGAAUGGUUUCUUGUAUUUUUGGAGGUGGGUUUUUUUUUUUUU
Camellia sinensis is the source of this 765-nucleotide messenger RNA. RefSeq names its product membrane-associated kinase regulator-like protein. The record is from RefSeq and is a predicted model, not a curated record. Lineage: Eukaryota; Viridiplantae; Streptophyta; Magnoliopsida; Ericales; Theaceae.